This is a messenger RNA of Solanum verrucosum, 764 nucleotides long. RefSeq names its product eukaryotic translation initiation factor 6-2-like. NCBI's taxonomy places the organism in Eukaryota, Viridiplantae, Streptophyta, Magnoliopsida, Solanales, Solanaceae. Gene Ontology annotation, molecular function: ribosomal large subunit binding. Bases 27 to 764 code for a protein of 245 amino acids. Gene Ontology annotation, biological process: maturation of LSU-rRNA; assembly of large subunit precursor of preribosome; cytosolic ribosome assembly. The record is from RefSeq and is a predicted model, not a curated record. Gene Ontology annotation, cellular component: cytosol; preribosome, large subunit precursor; nucleolus. The transcript has a single exon.
UCCAAUCAUCUUCCAAGCUCCUAACAAUGGCUACUAGGCUUCAAUUUGAAAAAUCAUCUGAAAUUGGAGUUUUUUCAAAGCUAACUAAUGCAUAUUGUUUGUUACCUACUGGCGGAUCUGAAAACUUCUACAACACAUUUGAAUCUGAGCUAUCACACAUUAUUCCAGUAAUCAAAACCUCAAUCGGAGGAACGAGGAUAAUCGGAAGACUCUGCGCCGGAAACAAAAACGGUCUUCUCCUACCUCACACUACUACAGAUGAAGAAUUUCAUCACUUGAGAAACAGUCUACCGGACGGAGUUGUCGUUCGUCGCAUUGAUGAGCGAUUAUCUGCCCUAGGAAAUUGCAUAGCGUGUAACGAUAAUGUUGCUAUGAUGCAUACGGAUCUCGAUGAUGAAACUGAAGAGAUGAUUGGUGAUAUACUUGGUGUCGAAGUUUUCAGGCAAACAAUAGCAGGGAAUACUCUUGUUGGUAGCUAUUGUGCUAUUUCAAACGCGGGAUGCUUAGUACAUCCUCAUACAUCUGUUGAAGACUUGUAUGAGCUUUCAACUCUUCUCGAGGUUCCGUUCAUUGCAGGAACAGUGAAUCGCGGUAGUGAAGCGAUUGCUGCUGGAUUGAUUGUUAAUGACUGGACUGGAUUUACUGGAUCAAACACUACUGCAACAGAGGUGUCUGUUAUUGAACGUGUUUUCAAGCUUAGAGAAGCUCAACCUACUGCUAUUGUUGAUGAGAUGAGGAAAUCAUUGAUUGAUACUGAUCGUUAG